UGAGGCGAACACUAGAGCCGGGCACCAAAGCCCGGAAGUCUGGCAAAGAAGUUAAGAGGAGAGAAGUGGAAGACAUCACUUGGGAGCAGUUCUAAGACUUGGAAGGGAGACCUCAGGACUCUUCCCCUUAUCCUGUUGUGUCCAGGGGAGAAAUCCUGAACCAUGACUCAGCAGCCACUUCGAGGGGUCACCAGCCUGCGUUUCAACCAAGACCAAAGCUGCUUUUGCUGUGCCAUGGAGACAGGCGUGCGCAUCUACAAUUUGGAGCCACUGAUGGAGAUGGGGCGUCUGGACUACAGGCAGGUGGGCAGCAUGGGCCUGGUAGAGAUGCUGCACCGCUCCAACCUGCUGGCCUUGGUGGGCUGUGGUAGCCAUUCCAAGUUCUCCGAGAUGUCAGUGCUGAUCUGGGACGAUGCCCGGGAAGGCAAGGACUCCAAAGACAAGCUGGUGCUGGAAUUCACCUUCGCCACCCCGGUGCUGGCUGUGCGCGUGCGCCAUGACAAGAUCGUGAUCGCGCUGAGGAACCGCAUCUACGUGUACUCCUUCCCCGACAGCCCCCGAAAGCUGUUUGAGUUUGACACUCGGGACAACCCCAAGGGGCUCUGUGAUCUCUGUCCCAGCCGGGAGAAGCAACUGCUUGUGUUUCCAGGACGCAAGUGUGGAAGCCUGCAACUUGUGGACCUGGCGAGCGCCAAGCCUGGCACCUCGUCUGCCCCGUUCACUAUCAGUGCCCAUCAGAGUGACGUGGCCUGUGUGUCCCUGAACCGGCCCGGCACCGUGGUGGCCUCAGCUUCCCAGAAGGGAACCCUCAUUCGCCUUUUUGACACCCAGUCCAAGGAGAAACUAGUAGAGCUGCGCCGAGGUGCUGACCCUGCCACUGUAUACUGCAUUAACUUCAGCCAUGACUCCUGCUUCCUUUGCGCUUCCAGUGAUAAGGGCACUGUGCAUAUCUUCGCUCUCAAGGAUACCCGUCUCAACCGCCGCUCUGCGCUGGCUAGCUUGGGCAAGGUGGGGCCUAUGAUUGGGCAGUACGUGGCCUCUCAGUGGAGCCUGGCGAGAUUCCAUUUGCCUGCUGAGUCAGCUUGCAUCUGCGCCUUCGCCUGCAAUACUGCCAAGAACGUCAACUCCGUUAUUGCCAUCUGCGUAGAUGGAACCUUCCACAAAUAUGUCUUCACUCCCGAUGGAAACUGCAAGCGAGAGGCUUUCGAAGUGUACCUUGACAUGUGUGAGGAAGACGACUUUUAAGGACCCUGGGGGCUGUGCUAGGAACCUGCAGUAACAAAUUGCGGAGUUGAGCCUUGGAUGUGGGGAAGUGCUGAGAGCCACCAGCCAGCGAGCACGAAAGAGGCUUGUGUCUCUUUCCACUCAGCAAAGCUGUGUCUAAGCCAACAGCUCACUUCACAUUUUGAUGACUGCAGGGAGGUAGCAGAUCCCUGGGGCCCCUAUCCGGGUGAAGAUGCCCACGGGU
Messenger RNA from Fukomys damarensis (Damara mole-rat), 1468 nucleotides. Its product is annotated as WD repeat domain phosphoinositide-interacting protein 4-like. Gene Ontology annotation, molecular function: phosphatidylinositol-3,5-bisphosphate binding; phosphatidylinositol-3-phosphate binding; protein binding. Gene Ontology annotation, biological process: protein localization to phagophore assembly site; nucleophagy; protein lipidation. The record is from RefSeq and is a predicted model, not a curated record. NCBI's taxonomy places the organism in Eukaryota, Metazoa, Chordata, Mammalia, Rodentia, Bathyergidae. Gene Ontology annotation, cellular component: cytosol; phagophore assembly site membrane; extrinsic component of membrane. The coding region runs from base 163 to 1245 and encodes 360 amino acids. The transcript has a single exon.